Messenger RNA from Sipha flava (yellow sugarcane aphid), 588 nucleotides. RefSeq lists its product as uncharacterized. Lineage: Eukaryota; Metazoa; Arthropoda; Insecta; Hemiptera; Aphididae. The annotation marks the transcript as partial. The transcript is spliced from 2 exons. The record is from RefSeq and is a predicted model, not a curated record.
AUGUAUCUUUUCUGCAAUUUUAUUGAAAACGUUGAAAAGUCACAGUCAAUCUUGGUGACUAUGCUGAAAGAAAAAAUAAAAGAUCCUGGUUCAAAAAAUAAAUUAGAAGAAAUGUUGAAAACUCCACAUCUAACUGAAAAUUGUAAAAAUGCUGUUAUUUUCUUCCUUCUUCAUUCCGUGUUUAUUUCAACUGCUAAAAAAACAACCAGAGGUGAAAGUGGUAAAAUUAGUUUAAAAAAAUUUUCUAUUCGAGAAUCUCAAAACAGUUUUGUCUUAACUGGAAAAACAAGUGCAGAAUUGGAGGAAAUUUUGUCAAAGAACACCACACAAAUUCAACCAUGUCUAUUAGUAGUUGGAGAAAUUAAUAGUCCUAAACAAAUCAUGGUUUAUUUUGAUAGCAUUAAGUAUGUCAUUAGUACUAUGAUAAAAGCAAUUGAAAUCUGUUUUUCAAUUUUUCAUGUAUUUAACAUUGAGUAUCUAAUAGAAUCUGGAAACUGUUGGUUCUUUAUCCAACAAUAUUAUUUUAAAUUUAAAACUUCAUAUGAUAAACCAUGUAUACAAUGGAAUCAAACAAUUUUACAACUCAAG